Spinacia oleracea (spinach) is the source of this 2279-nucleotide messenger RNA. RefSeq lists its product as uncharacterized. The transcript has 3 exons. The coding region runs from base 300 to 2279 and encodes 659 amino acids. NCBI's taxonomy places the organism in Eukaryota, Viridiplantae, Streptophyta, Magnoliopsida, Caryophyllales, Amaranthaceae. The record is from RefSeq and is a predicted model, not a curated record.
AAUACUUUUUACUUUCCCCUCUCUUCUCCAAAAUAGAAAAAUCAAAAUUGUAUAACAUUUAAUAUUUUUUUAUUUCUUAAAAAUUGCUUACCAUUAACCAACAAGAAGAAGCUCCAAGAACCGAAGAAGGAGAAGAAUUAAAGAACCAUUGUUUUACAAAUUUCCAAAUUUUCAAUUGGGGGUAUUCCUCUCUCAAGGAAGUGAGGAAGAUAUUCAUGAUUCAUUGGUGAACGAUGGACGAUGGUCGGUGGGCUUCCAAUGAUACCACUAACAGUGGUUUUUGGUGAUAAAAGUAGUCAAUGAUGGGCAAACAAAAACAUAUUACAUCGUUUUUUAAUAAACGAAAAGAGCCAGAGAAAGAUACACCUACAUCUAAUGGAGAAAAGGGGCCUUCUAACAUUCAAAGAACGAAUGAUGCAAUUCCGUCUACUGAGGAUGAUAGUAUACAAGAAGAAGUUCCUGCAUCGCAUAAUAUCAAUAUUGUAGAUAUUGGUCUCAAUUCUCUAGAACGAGAUCCGGGAUUACGUCCACCAAUGUGGGUUUAUCCAGUUGGAAAACGAGAUGAAAUACGAAGAGCUUAUAAGAUUUUGAAGGUCUAUCAACCUCGCUUGAAAAGAUACCCAUUGUCGGGGCAAGUACAACAUCGUCGUAGUUUUCAAUGUGCUUGGUAUGAUAAGUUUCCUGAUUGGUUAGAGUACUCACCUUCAAAGGAUGCUGCAUUUUGUCUACCAUGCUAUUUAUAUUAUGAAACACCUAAUUCCCGAAUGGAAACCUUCACAGUAAGUGGUUUCAAAAAUUGGAAAAGGGUGAAUAACGGAAAAGAUUGUGCUUUUCUUACUCACAUUGGAAAAGGUCCUUGCUCAUCACAUAAAAAUGCAGUUCAAUCUUUUAAAGGGAUUCGGAAACAAAAAGGACAUAUUCGCAAUGUUUUGAACAAGCAAAGUGAAGCACAAAUCAAGCAGAAUAGACUACGUCUUAAGACCUCAAUUGAUGUGAUUCGUUUAUUAACUCUUCAAGCUUGUCCUUUGAGAGGCCAUGAUGAGUCUAUCCAUUCAGAUAAUCAAGGAAACUUUCUUGAGUACAGGAAAAAUUUGGCCUUGUACAAUAAAGAUGUUUCUAAGGCAAUAAGGCAAGCUCCAUAUAAUGCAAAAUAUAUAGCUCCUUCAAUUCAAAAAGAGAUUCUUCAUAUUAUAUCUUGUAAGAUUCGUAAUUACAUCAGAGAAGAAAUUGGAGACUCAAAAUUUUGUAUCAUUGUUGAUGAGGCACGAGAUGAAUCAAAGAGAGAGCAAAUGGGUCUUGUUUUGAGAUUUGUUGAUAAAUGCGGGUCAAUUAUGGAGCGCUUCUUUGACCUUGUACAUGUUUCUGAUACUACCGCAGUAACCCUCAAAGGUGAGUUAUGCACUGUUCUUGCUCGAAAUAAUUUAGCAAUUGAAAAUAUUCGGGGGCAGGGUUAUGAUGGUGCUAGUAAUAUCAGAGGUGAAUGGAAUGGAUUACAGGCAUUAUUUCUCUCUGAUUGUCCAUAUGCUUAUUAUGUGCACUGUUUUGCACAUCGCUUACAACUUGCAUUGGUUGCCGCCUCUAGAGAUGUCAGUCAUGUUCAUCAGUUUUUUUCUCACUUAAGUUUCAUUGUCAAUGUCAUAAGUGCAUCUCCUAAACGACAAGAUGAAUUGCAAACAAAAAAGGCAGCUGAAAUAGAGUUCUUGUUAUCUAUUGGUGAGUUGGAGACUGGCAGAGGAUCUAAUCAAAAGUGUACUUUGAAACGUGCUGGUGAUACACGUUGGGGUUCACACGUUUACUCUAUUCGUAGUUUGAUUAAAAUGUAUGAUGCAAUAGUGUCUGUUAUGGAAAAGAUUAAGGUUGAUAAGUUUUGCAAUAAUCAUCAACGUGGGGAUGCGGAUGGUGCUUUGGAUUUAAUGAUUUCAUAUGACUUUGUAUUUAUUGCACAUAUGAUGGAGAGUAUAUUAGGAAUUGCUGACGUCCUUUCUCAGGCUUUGCAACAAAAAAAUCAAGAUAUUGUUAAUGCCUUAAAGUUAGUCUCUACUACUAAAUCACUUCUUCAAAAGAUGAGGGAAGAUGGUUGGAGUAAUCUUGUGGAGAAAGUUGGAUCUUUUUGUGAACAACAUGAUAUUUUGAUACCUGAUAUGAGUGCUCCUUAUAUUGCUCGUAAAGGGAGAGCUCGACAUCAACCAGAUCAAGUAACAAAGGAUCACUAUUAUCGGGUUGAAAUAUUCAUUGCUAGUAUUGAUAAACAGUUGCAUGUGAUCAAUAAAUCGAUUUAG